CAGGAUUCUCUAAAAGCAACAACACAGCAUCUUCGUAGUAUUAGCAAUGGCAAUUUUCUCGAAAGUUCUUUCCAAAAUUGACGUAGAGGGAAGGCUGUCGCUCACUCUGGAUGAUAACGAGGCAGCGUUGCCACCGUCCUUGGGAGAACAGCCCGUGCUUUUGCAGGUGAAGGAUGAGGAUGGAGGUCUGUGGAGCUUCCGGCGGUGUACAAUAUUAAAGAGAUCUGGGAUUCGUCCCAAACUGUUAAUUGACGAUUCGCGUCAGUUUGUUCGUAGUCGAGGUCUGAACAUUGGCGAUGAGAUUAAUCUUUUCUGGGAAGAUGAUAGAGCUUCCGGCCGACGUGAUCGUCAGCACAAGAUUGAAGUGAUCAGGAAGAAUCGUGUUUCGAAUCAUUGAUGUAUAUAAACCAACUGAGGAUAGAUCAGUACGUAUUCCAAUUAAUCUCAAAUUUUCAAUUGCUUUUUUCCUUUUUCCUUUUCUAUUUGCAGCAAGUACAUUUGUUUUUGCCAUGGGUUAUUGGUGUUAUUAGCUCUCAGGUAUUAUAUUUAUUAUGUUUGGAUGGAUUUCAAACAUUAUCUUAUUAGUGGAUGUAUCAUGUUUGGUUGAAUUUAUUGGGCUAAGAACUCUUUAGAACAAAGUUCAUUCCUAUUU
Molecule: messenger RNA, 652 nt
Organism: Rubroshorea leprosula
Lineage: Eukaryota; Viridiplantae; Streptophyta; Magnoliopsida; Malvales; Dipterocarpaceae
Source: the annotation of a GenBank genome assembly